AUGGAGACGUUUUCACAAGAUUCUCUUGCUGCAUUGCUUAUGGCACCUAAUGAAACUUUGCCACUACAACCACAACCACCACCAUCCCAAAUUGUAAACGAUAAAAUAAGUCAAUAUGCAACGGAAAAACUCAAAUAUCCGUUGAAAUUAGACUUGGAAAACACUUUUUUCGACACCUUAUUAUCACCCGUGGAAGAAAUGAGACGAAUGCUUUCUCGGAGUUUACAAGAAAAGGUGACGAUUUGGGGAAUUCCGUUAUUGAAAGACAAUAGGACGGAUGUUGUUUUGUUGAAGUUCUUAAAGGCAAGAGAUUUUCAAGUGGAUGAAGCUUUUGAUAUGUUAAGAAAAACUAUAGUAUGGAGAAAGGAAUUUAAUGUGGAUAAACUAGUCAUGAUGAGUGAAAAUGAUGUUGAAAAUGUUAUGUUGAUACAUGGGAAGGAUAAGGAAGGGAGUUUGGUUUUUUAUUGUAAUAUGAUGUUUAUAGACAAGGAGAAUUUGUUGAGAUGUUGGAUUCAAUUGUUGGAAAAAAGUAUAAGGAAAUUGGAUUUUAGUCCUGUUGGGAAUACUACUUUACUUCAAGUAAUUGAUGUUAAGAAUUUUUCAGGAUGUGGAUUCAAUGAGCUUAGGAUUGCCACUACACAAACUCUUCAAGAUAACUAUCCACAACUUGUCACCAAACAGGUGUUCAUAAAUAUCCCAGGGUGGUACAUGGGUUUCCACAAAAUGAUUAGUCCAUUCUUGAGCAAAAGAACCAAAGAGAAGUUUGCUUUUGCUAGUGCAUCAGAAAGUGCAGAAACCCUUCUCAACAACAUUUCUCCUGAACAUUUGCCAGUCCAAUUCGGUGGCAUUAGUAACCAUAAUUUUGAUGAGGAUAACAAAGAGUUCACUAACAAAGAUCCAGCCACACUCAUCACUCUUAAACCUAGAUGCAAACAAGCUAUUGAAAUUCUUGUAAAUCAUAAUGAGAGGUGCCUCAUUAGGUGGGAGCUAAGAGUGGUUGGAUGGGAAGUGAAGUACUGUGCUGAGUAUGUUCCAAGGGAUGAAUGUGCUUACAGUAUAAUAGUUCAAAAGGCUAGGAAGAUUUUUCCAAGUGAUGAACAAGUCAUUUCUGGCUGUUUCUAUACAGGAUGUGAUUGUGAAGGUAAGAUGGUGCUCACAAUUGAUAACCCUACCUCCAACAACAAGAAAGUUAUCUACAGGUCCAAGGUUACACUCUGUCAUGAUAAUGCUUGA
This is a messenger RNA of Solanum stenotomum, 1233 nucleotides long. Its product is annotated as patellin-5-like. The record is from RefSeq and is a predicted model, not a curated record. Gene Ontology annotation, molecular function: lipid binding. Bases 1 to 1233 code for a protein of 410 amino acids. Lineage: Eukaryota; Viridiplantae; Streptophyta; Magnoliopsida; Solanales; Solanaceae. The transcript is spliced from 4 exons.